GCAGCACUCCCCACCCCCACCUCCAGGUGACAGGCCGAGCCGGCCCCCUCUGGGUCUCUAGUAGUUUCCGUGCCGCUGUCGCAUGCUUGCGCGCACAGCUGGGCCGGCCGCGUCCUACGCAGCAGCCGCGAGCCGGGCAGCGGGUGCCAGACGGUUCCUGGCGGGGGGCAGGGGCGGGGCGCUGCUGGAGGCCAGGGACUCCCGGCGGAGGAGCCCCAAGGAGGCCAGCCUGACGACUAACGAGUUGCCAUGGCAUCCUACUACGAGAUCCUAGACGUGCCGCGAAGUGCGACGGCUGAUGACAUCAAAAAGGCGUAUCGGAAGAAGGCUUUACAGUGGCACCCAGACAAGAACCCAGAUAAUAAAGAGUUUGCUGAGAAGAAGUUCAAGGAGGUGGCAGAGGCAUACGAAGUGCUGUCGGACAAGCAUAAGCGGGAGAUCUACGACCGCUAUGGCCGGGAAGGGCUGACUGGGGCAGGAACUGGCCCAUCUCGGGCAGAAGCUGGCGGUGGCGGGCCUGGCUUCACCUUCACCUUCCGCAGCCCGGAGGAGGUCUUCCGGGAGUUCUUCGGGAGUGGGGACCCUUUUGCGGAGCUCUUUGACGACCUGGGUCCCUUCUCAGAGCUUCAGAACCGGGGUCCCCGGCACUCUGGCCCUUUCUUCACCUUCUCUUCCUCCUUCCCCGGGCACUCUGAUUUCUCCUCCUCGUCUUUCUCCUUCAGUCCUGGGGCUGGUGCUUUUCGUUCCGUUUCUACAUCUACCACCUUUGUUCAAGGACGCCGCAUCACGACGCGCAGAAUCAUGGAGAACGGGCAGGAGCGGGUGGAAGUGGAGGAAGAUGGGCAGCUGAAAUCCAUCACAAUCAACGGUAUCCCGGAUGACCUGGCACUGGGCUUGGAGCUGAGCCGUCGCGAGCAGCAACAGUCCGUCACCUCCAGGUCUGGGGCGACACAGAUCGGGCAGACCCCUGCCUCACGCUCCCCCGACGGCGACCUCUCUGAGGAUGACGAGGACCUGCAGCUUGCCAUGGCCUACAGCCUGUCAGAGAUGGAGGCGGCUGGGAAGAAACCGGCAGGUGGGCGGGGGGCACCGCGACGACGGCAGGGGCAGCCCAAGGCCCAGAACCAAGAUCCAGGCACAGGGGAGACCUGUGAGGGUGCCAGGGGCGACACCGCCAAACCCAGCCCAUCUCCGGAGGAGAAGGCCUCUCGCUGCCUCAUCCUCUGAUCACCAGGCCCAACCCACCCGAUUCAGGGGGACCAGGGGUCCUGCUCACUGUCAGGCGAGCAGAGAGGGGCGUGGCCUGAGUUGCAGGGGACCCUCUCCACCUCCAUGAUUCCUCCCAGGUCCACCCCCCUGCAGUGUGGACUCGGGAUUUGCUGUGCUCAGGCCAUGGCUGAUCGGUCCCUGGGGAAGCCCAAGGUGGGGGGACUUAGGGCAGUGGGAAGGCCUGGGGAUCAGGAUGCACUUAUUAGACGGGGCAUUUCCAGGGGCACUAGUGGCUUGGGUCAGGCCUUUGCUGCCCGCCCCGCCCCCCCCGCCCCGUCUUCUGCCACCUGUGUUGCUGAUGAUGUUAAGGAGGACUUGGCCUGAGGUUCUCUGAGCCCGUCGGCAGCCACGGCGCUCCUCUUCCGGCUGCAGACACCCCACCCUGGUUUCUGCACGGUGUUGAGCUCUGACGUCUCUGUUGCUUCCCUCCCUCCUGGUGCUGCUUCUCUCCUCCCUUGCACUCUUCUCUCUGCAUCCCCCGCGGGCCGCAUCGCUUGCUCUCACUGCCGUCUGGCUGGGACUCCCUUCUUCCUUCCCCCAGAAGGCCUCUUUGUGGCGAGGAAGAUGCUGUGGCCGGUAGGGCCAUAAGGUCUUCCGGGGAGGCUAGCUGGGUGGGGCGGGAGCCUCUCGGCCGUCCAGAUUCGGAACCGGAGCCCACUCCUCCUCCCUUCCUCUUGCUGCCUCAGCCUGCCCCGGGCCUCGGGACUAGCCAGAGGUGAGGCCGGCUAACCCUGGAGAGGGGGGAUGAAGCCAGGGUGCCCCAGGAGGGAGGCCUAGGAGGGGACCGGACCUCGUCCUCCCGCACCAUGCAUCAGGGCUCAGGGAGAGGCCACAGGGCUAGCCCAGGGCUGCAUGCUGAGCGCCCUCCUCCAUGGCUUGCUGCUGACCCUCUCUCCUGUCACCCCGUCCCUGCUCUCUCCCCAGAUGUGUUCUGAGCUGGAUGUCCAGGACCCAGAGUUGCUGCACAGUUCCAAAAGGACAGCGCCCAACCCUGUGCACUGGGAGGGGACCCUCCAUUCCUCUCCCUCGCCUGUGCUGAGCAUAGAGCCGGGCCUGGGUGGUGGGUGGGGGCUGGGUGGGCAGUAGUCUUAGCCUGGAAACGCUUCUCUGGGUGUUUGGUGCUCUCUUGGGGACUACAAGUCCCAGAAUGCAAUGCACCCUGCCUCCUUGCUGUUAGAUCAUGCUUGGGGGAGGUGGCACGUGGUUACAGGGCUGUGCAUCUUGGGACAUGUAGUUCUGGCCCUGGUCAGCCUGACACUUGCUGUAAGAUGGGGAAGAUCUUGUCAUUUGAUUUGUCCCUGGCAGGGGUAGCAAGAAUGUGGAUGAAGGGGUAAUGGUUCGAGCUCUGUUUCCCCUGACAGCUCUUGCUAGCGCUCGGGUUAGAGCAUAAAAAUCAAGGCCCUGUGGCAGCCAGGGGAGGCUCCUUCCCUGUGCGCAGUCCUGGAGUUUGAGGAUGAGCCGGAGCAGAUCAAUGCAGCAGGGCUAUGGGCACGGGCUGGCAGAGAGCUUGGAAGGAAGCCCUCUCGGGUGUGUGUGUGUGUGUGUGUGUGUGUGUGUGUGGCUGGAGUUGGUGUGUGACGGAUGCUCCAGGCAUGUUGCUGCUUGUAUGGCUUCUUUGAUCUCUGACCCCGCUGCCCAUUCUUUCUCUCCAACACUGCAGAAGCUGCCUCUCCCCCUCCCUCCCUGGGGAGCCGGGUGGCCAGGGAGGGGAGUGGUGGAGCCAGGGUGUUGCCAGCCCCUGUACCCUUGAGUCUCAGAGACCUAUCAAAGCCAGCUGGGCUGAGCUCAGACCAAGAGGAAAACACUGGAAGUCAAUAAAGCUGAGUUUCGAGA
Phacochoerus africanus (Common warthog) is the source of this 3102-nucleotide messenger RNA. It is a transcript of the gene DNAJB2, whose product is annotated as DnaJ heat shock protein family (Hsp40) member B2. The transcript is spliced from 9 exons. The coding region runs from base 250 to 1227 and encodes 325 amino acids. The record is from RefSeq and is a predicted model, not a curated record. Gene Ontology annotation, biological process: protein refolding; positive regulation of proteasomal ubiquitin-dependent protein catabolic process. Gene Ontology annotation, molecular function: Hsp70 protein binding; ATPase activator activity. Gene Ontology annotation, cellular component: endoplasmic reticulum membrane; cytosol. NCBI's taxonomy places the organism in Eukaryota, Metazoa, Chordata, Mammalia, Artiodactyla, Suidae.